AUGGGUGCACUUCAAAUCUGGAGUAUUCUAGUUAUACUAUAUCAAACAAUAAUAUCUGUCCUAAUCAGCUGGUGGACUCUCGACUGUAGCUUUACGCCUGAUAGCUCAGAACUUCAUGAGGUCACAUUAAUGAAACUUCUCUAUCUAUAUGACCCGGAGGCUUGCGGCAGGAUAUACUUUUACAACAUAUCAAUCAGCCACGACUAUGAAUUCUAUUCGACUGUCAUUUGGCCAAUUAAAAACGAAGUCGCUUCCAGUUUUAGAAGGAAAAUUCGUUUAUGGCUCAGCAUUCACGUGGUCUGGUUGCUUCUGGGUAUUGUCAACGUGACCCACGGUCAAAGAUCCUGUGGCUUCUACGCUGUGUUACUACCAUUCACACUGACGGGCGUCACUUCUCUUGUGGUCGACUUAAUAUUCAUGAGUAUUUUCUUAAGCGACAUCGAAGUAACUAGAACUGAAAUUGCAAUACUCCAGUACAUUUCUGAGCCUGGAAGCUUUUACUGGAUCAACAAACCGUUUCCCUGGAACUAUGCUUUGGGAAGAGAUGAAGACACGUCUUGGAUCUCUCUUCUGUUCGCAUACAUCAGUUGCAGAGGAAUCGUUCAGUGGUUCAUUAAUUUCUGGCUUGUGAAGGAUAACUAUACUGCUGGUAUCGCCGCUUACCAUCGUAUCCAAAAAGAAAAAUCAAGCGCAAUGACAAAAGUUUAAAGGAUAGGUUUUGCUGAUGAAUACAAUUUGCACUAAUAGAAGAAAACUCAGGACGCGUGUAUACUUAUAAUCUAAAUUAAAAGACACUAAGUUAUAUAAGAAUAUUAUAUACUACAACCACCUAAACGAC
This is a messenger RNA of Vanessa atalanta (red admiral), 838 nucleotides long. RefSeq lists its product as uncharacterized. Bases 1 to 708 code for a protein of 235 amino acids. The transcript is spliced from 6 exons. Lineage: Eukaryota; Metazoa; Arthropoda; Insecta; Lepidoptera; Nymphalidae. The record is from RefSeq and is a predicted model, not a curated record.